This is a messenger RNA of Paramecium sonneborni, 228 nucleotides long. NCBI's taxonomy places the organism in Eukaryota, Ciliophora, Oligohymenophorea, Peniculida, Parameciidae. The record is from the annotation of a GenBank genome assembly.
AUGAAUGCCAUGGGGAAAAACUGUGAAAAAGAUGAAGAAUUAGAUGAAACUGAUGUAAGGUAAGAUUUUAUGAUAUUAUUAAGAAAGUAAGAGGGUGGAGAGUAGAAAAUAUAAUUAUCCAUGAAAUUAAAAUAAUUUUUUUUGAACUUAUCAGAUUUACAAUUUUAGAAACUGGAUUCAUAUUAUUAAAUCAAAACUGAUUUUUUUCAUAUAUUUUCAGCAAUUUGA